Molecule: messenger RNA, 1143 nt
Organism: Menidia menidia (Atlantic silverside)
Lineage: Eukaryota; Metazoa; Chordata; Actinopteri; Atheriniformes; Atherinopsidae
Source: the annotation of a GenBank genome assembly
AUGUCUGCGCACCCCAGAACUGUUCAGCAGAGAAGGCAGAAUAUCACCGCGCUGCCUCUCUAUUAUUCCGGACAGCUGCUGAAGAAAAGUGCCAAAGAGAAGGAUUUCAAGAAGUACUUCGGAGAGCUGAGAGGCUCUUCGCUGUUUCUGUACGAAGAUGACACACAGGAGACGUACACAGAGAAGCUGGACCUGGACCAGCUAAAAUCCUUGGACUUACAGUCUCCGUAUCAACAGAGGGCGCCUACGAUUUUUACCCUGACUCUGCACAAAGAGCAGGUGCAGUUGAAGAUGGAAAAUGCUGACACGGGAGAAGUGUGGAGGGGCUACAUCCUCACUGUGGUCAAUAUGGAGAUCCCCAGCAAGCUGCAGCUGCUGCCGGGCCAGAUGAUGACGCUAGAAGAGGUUCUUUCUGAGGAGAGAAAAAGGAAAACCCAAGCGCCACGCCCGCCCCUCCCCCCUCGACCCACCUUCAUCGGGGUGACCACCGAGAUGCCAGAGUGUUUCUACGAUGUGACUCGACAGGAGGCCGAACAGAUGCUGACCGCAGAACCAGAGUACGGAAGCAUCAUCCUCCGUCCAUCAACUCUGCCCAAUAACUACGCCCUGACCCUCAGACAACACAAACAAAGUGGCCCUGUCAUUAAAAACUUCAGAGUGACCACUACAAAAACCGGAUUUGUCAUUGAGCUGGAUACACCAGUAACCGUCUCCUCCUUGAAUGAUGUGGUGAAUUUCUUCAUUGAGAAGACGGAGUACCGUCUUUAUCCCUACAUUCGAUCUCAGCCCUAUGACACUCACUUUGAUGUGUCACCUCCUCCAAAGUGCAUUGCUACCCCAUUACCAAGGACUAAAACUGUGCCCCAGGCUGAGGUGGCACCUUUAAAGCGGCCCCCGACCAAGGAAAAGCUUCUUCCUCCUCCAGAGGAGCCUGAAGUGAACGAAUACGUGGUUCCUGAUGAGGAUUUGUCUGACGACAAAGAAUUGAAGUUCGUUAAUCUGGAGAGUGAGCUCCGCCAAGCUAUAAAAGCACGGAGGGAAAACCUCUACAGUGCAUCCAAGAUGGACGAGGACACCUGCUAUGAAAAUGAAGCUCCCGGGAUAUCCCAGAGCGGCACGGUGGAGUGGAAGGUCAACGUCUAA